This is a messenger RNA of Gastrolobium bilobum, 423 nucleotides long. RefSeq lists its product as uncharacterized. The record is from RefSeq and is a predicted model, not a curated record. The coding region runs from base 1 to 423 and encodes 140 amino acids. NCBI's taxonomy places the organism in Eukaryota, Viridiplantae, Streptophyta, Magnoliopsida, Fabales, Fabaceae. The transcript has a single exon.
AUGCUUAAUAGCUGGGUCCACAAUACAAUUGAUCUGCAGUUGCAACCUUAUAUUCAGUAUUUCAACACAGCAAAAGAACUUUGGGAAGACCUGAAAGAGCGAUAUUCAGUUGCGAAUAUACCACGACUAUAUCAACUCCGCACCAGUCUUGCUAAUAUCAGGCAAGAUGGAACCAAGGUUGGCACCUACUACACACGUCUGAGGGCUAUCUGGGAUGAGAUAGAUGCAAGCAAAAACCAACCUUCUUGUACGUGUGGAGCCAAAAGUGUCAUGGCAAUUUAUAAUAGUGAUGAAGCUGAAAAUGAAAAGGUUUACCAAUUCCUUAUGAGGUUGGAUGAUAAUCAAUUUGGUGCGUUGAGGACUCAGAUUCUCAACUACCCAACCUUUCCCAAUUUAAAUCAAGCUUAUGCAGCUGUGGUUUAG